Molecule: messenger RNA, 1004 nt
Organism: Lutzomyia longipalpis
Lineage: Eukaryota; Metazoa; Arthropoda; Insecta; Diptera; Psychodidae
Exons: 2
Coding region: 168-467 (99 amino acids)
Source: RefSeq, a predicted model, not a curated record
AGACAUGCGCUAUGAGGAUAAAUUUAUUUUUGAACGGCUCAACCAGAAGCUUCUCCGGCAAUCUGGUUGUUCUACCUUCAUUCAGUCAGUCUAGGCGGAAUCGCCUUAACGUAUUAGUAUCUUCUUGAGAAAACCUCUGUUGAUCAUCUCUUCCCUGACCACGCGCGAUGGAGUUGUCUGAAACUAAUCAGGGUGGCGGUAGGCAGGCCAUGAAGAGUGAAAUGGCCAUGAGUGAGAGUCUACAGGAGAGUGCUUUGCAGAAGACAGCAACAGGCCACAUUGCCUCAUCGUUGUCUGCCUCAAAGAGCGUCUCGCAGAGUGUUGAGAAAUCCGUGAGUGAGAGCGUCUCAUCGAGCGUCAAGAUAUCCUCUGUGAGCUCAUCGUCCGUUAGCUCGUCAAAAUCCGUUUCAUCUUCAACAUCUUCAUCCCUUCGUAUUGGCUCGCUGGAGUCUCAAAUUGAAUUUUAACGGUCGAGUAAUUUUUUUUUUUUGAACGAAUUUUGACCUUUUGACACACGUUAAAAAAACACGAUUUGGCAGUUAAAUCAAUGAAAAUCCCUUGACCAAAAAAUUCUUAUUCCCUUCACAAAAUUUUCCCCUCACAUCUUCAAAUUAAAAACACAAUUUCUGUGAUUUUACCCCACUCUCCCCUAUAACAUUGCACAUCUCCUUAACAUUUUUUUUUCCUUUUCACAAAAGCAAUUCCAAGGAUUUUAUGUAUUUUUGUCAAAAUUGAGAAAAUCUCUCAGAAAACUUUUCAAAAAGACAUUUUAAUGAGCUCUUUUGCGUGACAAGAGAUGUUAUUUGCCAAGAUUUCAAAAUGAAGGUCUUUUUUGGUUUUUUUUGCAUCUCUCAGUCCUCUCCCUCCGCAAAUUUUUGUCUAUUUUCGUUGGUUCAAAAAUCAACGGGCAAGAAAAACAUGCUUUUUGGUAAUGGUGGUGUGUUUAUAAGAGUAAUGUAAAAUAAACUAUAUAAAAUACAUGAAGCUGUGUAAUUCUAAAAAUA